AUGGAGUCUUCGGUAUCGCUGUGUUUCAAGAGUGUGGAAAUACACGUUGGAGUACGGACGUAUCCAGAUCACAAAUUUUCUAGCUGGUAUUCCAUAAUCGUGUCUCGCAGGCGCUCUGAACAAGAACAGGUAAAGAACGGGUUCACAUACGCUUCCAUUUCUUGCCCCAGUCGGUCAAAUGAAUUUCAUGUCCUCCGCCACUACUUCGCCAGCAGGCUUCAGCAUUUGCAUCUGUCGCACAGAUAUUUCCAAAUUCUAGUAACUGCGAGUUGCACCAACGUCACCUCCAUUAAGAAAAUCAAGAUUCUUUGA
This is a messenger RNA of Pochonia chlamydosporia 170, 312 nucleotides long. RefSeq lists its product as hypothetical. The coding region runs from base 1 to 312 and encodes 103 amino acids. The record is from RefSeq and is a predicted model, not a curated record. Lineage: Eukaryota; Fungi; Ascomycota; Sordariomycetes; Hypocreales; Clavicipitaceae. The transcript has a single exon.